AUGGACUCUCACCAUGCCAUUGUCCAGGAAAUAUCUUUUCAGGUAAAGCGAUUCUAUGCGGACAAGAAGCCAUUCUAUAUCUACCAUGGCUCGACGAACUCGACGCGCGCUUCGAAAAAGUCCCGCUCCAACACCGUUGACACCAGCAGACUCAACCGUGUCCUCUGUAUCGACCGGGUCCGCAAAGUCGCCCUCGUGGAGCCCAAUGUUCCUAUGGAUAUGCUCGUCCAGGCGACUCUGCCACAAGGACUGAUCCCACCUGUUGUUAUGGACUUUCCUGGUAUCACAGUUGGGGGCGGAUUCGCAGGCACAUCCGGCGAAAGCAGCUCCUACCGGCACGGCUUCUUCGACCGAACAGUCAAUUGGAUCGAGAUAGUCAUUGGCAACGGGGAGGUAUUGAAAGCCUCGGCCACGGAACAUCCAGACCUAUUCUUCGGAGCUGCAUGCUCCUUUGGGACGUUGGGAAUCACGACUCUGGUUGAGCUGCAAUUACUCGGGUUGCCGGCCGAGCCCGUCGUUGAAUUGACCUAUGUUCCCAUCUCGAAGGGCGUAAAUGAGGCCGUACGCAUAAUUGAGGAGCUUACUCCUGACGCCGCGUACCAAUACAUCGACGGGAUAAUGUUCAGCAAAGACAGGGGUGUCAUCUGCGCCGGGGCGAUCAAGAGUCGUGCCGCUACUGCGGCCGUUCGGAUGCAGACGUUUGCGCACCCGACGGAUCCUUGGUUCUACAUGCAUGUUGAGCAACUACUUUCCUCUUCAACCUCCGGAACGGGUCCCGUGAAAGAGCUGGUCCCCUUGGUCGACUAUUUAUUCCGCUACGACAGAGGCGGCUUCUGGGUAGGCAAAUACGGAUUCCAAUACUUUCUCUUCCCGCAGACCGAGUUCAUGCGAUGGUUGCUCGACGACGUUAUCCGCACAAGGGUCAUGUAUCAUGCCGUCCACAAGAGCGGGCUGUUCCGGGAGUACACUAUCCAAGACGUCGCCGUGCCCUACGCAGCCGCAGAACAGUUGAUCGACUACCUCGACGACUCCUUCGGCAAGUACCCGCUGUGGCUUUGUCCCGUGCGGCAGACCACAGCGCAUGUAAGGGGUCUCAUUGCGCGACGGCGUACGGGCUUCGAGGCCGAGCACGCGCCGGAUAUGAUGCUUAGCGUGGGAGUCUGGGGACCCGGGCCUAAGGGCAAGACGCAGUUCCUUGAUUUCAACCGACGGCUCGAAAAGUUGGUGCGUGCACUGGGAGGGGAGAAGUGGCUUUAUGCGCGGACUUGGUACACGGACUCGGAGUUUUGGUCUAUUUACGAUCGAUCUCAAAUGGAUGAGCUGCGGGAAAGAUAUCAUGCUGGGUAUCUUCCGAAUUUGUAUCACAAGGUUUGUGCCGAGCGAGGGGAGACAGCUAUUGCAAAGCAGGGCUGGGUGCCCUGGCUGAUGGAGAAGGUAUUUCAGCAAUGGCCAAUAUGCGGGGUUUAUGGAUUGAUACACACUUUUUGGAAUAAGGAGUAUUUGCUGGAUGAUUCAAAGAAAUGA
Messenger RNA from Aspergillus thermomutatus, 1524 nucleotides. RefSeq names its product FAD-binding oxidoreductase. Lineage: Eukaryota; Fungi; Ascomycota; Eurotiomycetes; Eurotiales; Aspergillaceae. Gene Ontology annotation, molecular function: Delta24(24-1) sterol reductase activity; FAD binding. Bases 1 to 1524 code for a protein of 507 amino acids. The transcript has a single exon. Gene Ontology annotation, biological process: steroid metabolic process. Gene Ontology annotation, cellular component: cytoplasm; membrane. The record is from RefSeq and is a predicted model, not a curated record.